Alosa sapidissima (American shad) is the source of this 1340-nucleotide messenger RNA. RefSeq names its product hepatitis A virus cellular receptor 1 (gene havcr1). The record is from RefSeq and is a predicted model, not a curated record. NCBI's taxonomy places the organism in Eukaryota, Metazoa, Chordata, Actinopteri, Clupeiformes, Clupeidae. The transcript is spliced from 7 exons. Bases 10 to 813 code for a protein of 267 amino acids.
CUAACAGACAUGGAGAGUCUUACCAUGCCUGCUGCCUGCCGCUACAUCUGCUUAUUCUCCAUUGUCUUACCCCUGCUCAUAUGUUUAAGUACUGGCACUACAGUAUAUGGCACUGUAGGAGAGAAUAUCACCCUUCCAUGCUACUACAAUUCAAAGUAUCAUGGCCUAAUAAGUAUAUGCUGGGGAACAGGCGAUAUACCAAAUAUGGGAUGUAAUAACAACAUUCUGACAACUGAUGGGCAUAAAGUAAUUUCUAGAGUAUCUGACAGAUACAGAUUAAUGGGCAAUUUAACAACAGGGAAUGUUUCUCUGACUAUCUAUGAUUCAAUUCAAUUUGAUUCUGGAAAAUACUUCUGCCGCAUACACAUUCCUGGAUGGUUUAAUGAUGAAAAGUAUUUGAUCCGCCUUCUCAUCAGAAAAACACCUAAUCCAUCAUUUCAAAGCAUGACAUCAGAAUCCUCUAUCACCGAAUCUCACACCAAAGAUCACCAGUGCACCAUCCUAACUGAACCAACUGACACAACACUACAGUACAGUGAAAUUGAAGGACAAAGGGUUUCUCAUCACCCAGGAGUACUGGUGGCUGUGGUCUUGUUGGUUGUUGUGGUGGUGGUGGUUGUUACUGUGGUGGCUAUAUUUCUGAUGAAAAAUCGAUGGAGAAAAAUGGAUCCAAAUGUUCAGAUAAACCAGGCCUCUGACCCCUCAGUAAUCUACAGCAACACUGGAAGCAGUCUGGGACUCUUCUCCAGGGAAAUGGCAAUAGAGAAUGUCUAUCAACUGGAUGACUCAGAUGUCUAUGAGCCAUGCCUCUAAGACAAGUUGGCAACAUAAUCAAAGAAGAUGUGUUUUAAAUAUGUCAAUGAUAUAUUUACGCUUUAGACUAAUUUUGCCAUAAUGUUGUGCCACUUUCUAAGAAUGUAAGUAGGCUACAUUAUGAUAACACUAUCUGACAUCUAUCAUUUAGUGUCUUUUGUGGGUUCCACCUCUGGAAAAAAAAAAUCUGGAAUUUUGUUGAAAUUAUUCACCAAAAGCUAAUCUUUCCUUCAAACAGCACAACUUGUGGUUCACAUUCACAUAAUUUCACAAUGGACAACAACAUGCAAAACAUAGUUUUCGAUAUAUGGGCAGGUUCAACCCUAAUUUUUGGCGAUUGUCCAUGCCAUAGUUAUAUGUGUAAAAAGGUUAACAAGCAUAUCACAGCAUUGGUUUCCUCCCAAGAUCUACCUGUCAUUGAGUAUAGCAUACUUGUCCAGAGGUGAUAAAUUGCAACACAGAGGUGAUAUCUUUUAUGGAUAAGGAGUGAUUGUUGAUUAAAGAAUUCUGCAAAGGAGUUUCACACA